AUGGCUUCGGCUGUGCAGCGUUUGUGGCCUGGACGCAAGAAGUUGCGCAAGGAGACGCCCGAAGAUGCUCGGCAGAGAUAUCUCCGCGAAAUUCUGCAUAGAGAAUUGGAAGACAAGAAGCGUGUGGAGCGCGAGAUGCACAACCUUUUAAAGCAGAUUAAUGCGCUUAUCCUCAAAGAUCGAAAGACUGUGGCAGCUUACCAGCGAUCCAACCAGAUUCAGCUCAACCGCUGGAGUGCCGUGUUGUUUAAUCGACUAGAGCAGGCCUUCUUCGCGAUACCGGAACAGCUUUCGACCGUGGAAAUCCGCAUGCUCGCUCACCAAAAGCAUUACGAUGCCAUCAUGAAGCCUCCAGCCGCUGACUUAGCAGCGCAGGACGCCUCUAAAUCGCUCGAGCCACGUCAAAAGAGUCAAAUACUGCUGCAACGAGCCUUUCGAGACUGCUCCUUCCACGUCGACGAAGAUAUUGCUCGCAAACGACAGCAACAGGCAGCGGUCACCGGCGUCAAAAAGCCACCGCCACAGCCUCAAUUCAAACACAGUGACAACCAAGAAGACGAAGUCGACAAGCUGGAAUUAAUCGCAGAAGUCCCCGUCAUAAAUGCUCCACCAGGACUUGCUCCGCAAGUGCGAGGCCAGCUUGAAUCGCAUGGUAAACACACCUUCUUCACAUAUAAUGGACGCUGGAAAGAUGGCGAAAUGCACGCCACCCUCGGAGUCUACACGUUCGCUGACGGUGGCAAAUAUCGAGGCGAGUUCGUUCAUAAUGAACCAUGCGGGAACGGAACCGUAGUGUAUCCGAACGGCGUUAAAUACACUGGCGCUUUUGCUGACGGAAAGUUCCACGGCUUCGGAGUCAUGGAAAUGGAUCGUGGAUACUGCUACGAAGGUGAAUUUAUCAAAGGACAACGCUGUGGGGUGGGGAAGCUACAGAUGCUCCAGAGUGGCGCUGUGUAUCAAGGCGAAUUCUACAAUAAUAUGCGUCAUGGUCAAGGCACAGAGACGAGUGCGCUUGGAUACUCGUACGUCGAACGCGUUCUGGGAUGCCGAAGAGGCUCGUAUGAAACGGCAGAAAGAGGAACGCAUUGA
Messenger RNA from Phytophthora infestans T30-4, 1089 nucleotides. RefSeq lists its product as uncharacterized. The transcript is spliced from 4 exons. Bases 1 to 1089 code for a protein of 362 amino acids. NCBI's taxonomy places the organism in Eukaryota, Oomycota, Peronosporomycetes, Peronosporales, Peronosporaceae. The record is from RefSeq and is a predicted model, not a curated record.